ACUCACCCCAUUUCCCCAGGGUGGCGCUAGGGGCUCUGCUGGGAGCAGCGGUACCCCAGGCCAGAGGAGAUGGAGGGGGCGUCUCACACACACUGACCCUGGGAGUCGGGACAGGGCCUGGUUCUGAUCCUGCUGCCAGGGAGCCCCCUCCCCAGGGUGACCAGACAGCAACUGUGAACAAUCAGGACAGGGGUGGGGGGUAAUAGGAGCCUAUAUAAGAAAAAGACCCAAAAAUCGGGACCGUCCGUAUAAAAUCGAGACAUCUGGUCACCCUACCCCUCCCGCACCGCCACCACUCCCCAACUCACUCUGCCCGGAUUGGCUCGGGCUGGCAGCUGCGGGCACAGAGCUGAGCAGAGACAGACAAAGGGAGAAGUUGGCAGAGGGGUGUGGGCUGCAGAGGAACUGAAAGCACAUUGGGAUCCUGGACCCCUCGUCCCGCUGCCCUGACACCCACCAGAGCCCGGAUCCCCCUUUUCCUGCCAGGAUGCUGCUCCCUCUGCUGCUCCUCCCCUGGGCAUGGGGGGCCCUGACUGCCUCCCCUCCUGUCCCCCCAGAGUCUCUCACCCUCCGGCUGCUCCAAACCAUCAUCUUCCACAACGCCAGCUCCACGGACAUGGCGGGGACGGCCCUGCUGGGCGACCUGGAGACCCACUCCCUGGACUGCAGCACCUGCGAGGUCCGUUUCCUGCAGCCCUGGGCCCAGCAGGGCCUGACCCCGAAGCAGUGGCAGGACCUGCAGGAGUUUAUCUAUAACAAUCUGUCCAAAUUCAUCCGUCUGGUGAAGGCACUGGCUGCGGAAGAAGGAGAGGGCUACCCCAUUGUUACCCAGUUCUCCGUUGGCUGCGAGCUCCACCCCAACGGCUCCUCGAGGGGAUUCUGUGAUACUGGGAUGAACGGCGAGGACUUUGUCAGCUUUGACACGGACAGCGGCAAAUGGGACACUCGGCAGGGGGAUAAACUGAUGCUCAAAGCCCAGGAGAUUCUUAACUGCAACAAAGUUGUGGCCAUCACGCUUCAGUUUGUCCUGAGAAUGACGUGUGUCAGUCAGCUCAAGAGCUUUGUCCAGCAUGGGAAUGAGUCUCUGGCGAGGCAAGAGCGGCCGGUCGCCGUGGUGUUUGCCCGAGCGCCUCCCCCAGCCGGGACCCCCGCGCCGGUACUGCUGGUUUGCCGGGUCACCGGUUUCUAUCCCCGGCCCGUCCGUGUGGCCUGGCUGCAGGAUGGGGAGGAGGUGGUGCCGGGCUGGUGGCUGAACUCCAGCAGGAUCCUGCCCAACGCGGACCUGACCUACCAGCUGCGCAGCUCCCUGGGCGUGGAGCCGGGCGCCGGGCACAGCUACGCCUGCCGGGUGCAGCACAGCAGCCUGGGGGGCCAGAGCCUGCUGAUCCCCUGGGAGCAGAGCAGGCCCUGGGGCCCCGGCCUGGCCGUGGGCAUCACCCUGGGGGUUGUGGCCGUAGCCGCCGUGGCCGUGGUGCUGUGGCGCAGCAGACGCAGACGCACCGACUGACUCUGCCAGGGGCAAGAUGCUGGCUGGGGUCAGGGGCUCCGUGCUGGGGUUGCUCUUCAUGUUCCUGGGAUUGCUCGUCUGCCUGAGGAAUAAGAAAGGUGAAUGGCUCCGGGAUGGGCCCAGCAGCUCCAG
Messenger RNA from Mauremys reevesii (Reeves's turtle), 1639 nucleotides. Its product is annotated as antigen-presenting glycoprotein CD1d-like. Gene Ontology annotation, molecular function: endogenous lipid antigen binding; lipopeptide binding; exogenous lipid antigen binding. The transcript has 6 exons. Gene Ontology annotation, biological process: antigen processing and presentation, exogenous lipid antigen via MHC class Ib; antigen processing and presentation, endogenous lipid antigen via MHC class Ib; positive regulation of T cell mediated cytotoxicity. NCBI's taxonomy places the organism in Eukaryota, Metazoa, Chordata, Testudines, Geoemydidae. The record is from RefSeq and is a predicted model, not a curated record. The coding region runs from base 488 to 1507 and encodes 339 amino acids. Gene Ontology annotation, cellular component: external side of plasma membrane.